GUAAUUUGAGGCGGUCAACACUAAAAACUGACGCAGGAUGACCACUGAAAAUGGUGAGAUUCGCCGUCCAACUAUUGCUGAUCGUGAGGAUGAAUAUCGUUCGCGUCGUCGAUUGCUGAUGAUUUCUCCAGCAAGAGUAGACCCGUUCGCUGACGGUAUGUAUACAAACAGCGUUUUUAUUGUUUAUCAGCAUUUAUCCUUAAGUUAUUACCCCAUCUAAGAACGAAUUUUUCUUUUUUGUAUAGCGAUGUGGUGUCCAGCGGGGCUUAUUUUUUGUGUAAGGUUAGGGCGUUUGGUAAGUGCAUAUGAUUAGGUGAUUGUUUAGUUCUUAUACAUUCUACGCAAUCCAAACUCUUUUACAGCGAUUUCGCAUCAUUCAACCUUGAAGCAAUCUCUUGGUUCGGAAACGAUGGCCCGGGAUAAACCCAUCACGUGCGUCAUUUUUUUAUGAUGUUAAAUUAUUUGUAUAGUUCUCUAAUGCCUAAUUUGUCUUUGCUUCUUUUUAUUUAUAUUUAUUUCUGCGCACCACUGACAAAUAAUUUGAUGAAUUGGCGUUUGUAGGCGACCAAACACCGGAUCACCGUCUAUCAACGUACAAAGAUAUCAUGCUUAAUCAGCAACUCACCAAGGAACAACGAGCAUUGCAGGCAGAGAUAGCCGAAAGAGGUAAGACUGGGACGCUACGAAUGGACUCAGAAGUUCCCACGAAAAGACGUAGAUGGGAUCAGCCUACCACAGAUGUCAACGGGACUAAGAAUGACGCACCAACUCCUGCUGCUACUCCAUCAACUCCUUCGAAGCGUUGGGGAGAUGACGCACUCACUCCUUCACGUCCACCCUCUACACUUACAGGAGUCUCAACCCCUGGAAGCCGGUCACAGUGGGAUGACACUCCUGGGAGAGCAAAAGACCCUGGCGCAACCCCUGGACAAAGCGUUAGGCAAUGGUCAGAAACUCCCCACUUUGCAGCUACUCCAGGUCGAGAAACAGGAAGUUCUGCAUUUGGUGUAAGUAUUGAGACUGGUGAAUUUCAUGCCGCUAACUAAUUCCUCGUGCUAAUACUUUUAAUUUUUUCCCGUUCUAGGGGACACCUAGUGCUAGACGUAACCGUUGGGACGAAACUCCUCACACUGAAAGGUAUGGUGCCGAUACACCAGGUCAUGGUGCUGGAUGGGCAGAAACCCCCAGAGCUGAUCGAACUCCUGGCGGUGUAGAGUCAAUUCAAGACACACCAUCUUCAAUGGUUUAUGGACCAGGCUCCACUCCAUCAAGCAUUGCUGCUGCGGCCGCACUUGCCGUUAAGCGCAGAUCUAGAUGGGACGAAACUCCACUAAAAGCAGGAUCAACUCCAGGUGGUUUAACACCAUCUCAGGUUAGUAGCGGUAAUGUAUUUCGUCUGUAGACUUCAUAUUAGUGCAACAAAUUUUAUUUUUACUGUGUACCUUUUCAUGUUAAAAAUUUCGAAUUUAGUGUAGAACCGCUGACCUUAACAAACAACUAACCUUUUAGUAUAAUCCAGCUAGCUAAGAGCUUUGGCAAGCAAAAAUAUCUGCCAACAAUAAUUUAGUGCUGACUUGUCGCUGAUAACUAAGAAUAUUUCAAUAUUAGCAACAAAUUUAUUCAGUAGUACCAAACGAUAAGCAUUUAAAUCUCGUGUACGGUACUCCCUGAAUUUAUCAAGUCAGCCCAUCAAAUAAACAUUUCUGUAGACUUCAAGACGUAUCUAACAAAUCCUAAAAUGUUGAUUGCCAAGAUUAAACAAAGUAAAGAAUUAGUUGAAUGAUUUUCAAACUAUUUAAAACAACGACCUACUGAAUUAUCCUUGAAUAUUUGGGGAUGUAUCAGCUAUGCAUGUUAUUGCUUUCUUGUUUCGUGUCCAUGAUUUCGUUAGGUUUUCGGUCCUAAGUACUCACAGCACCUGUAGGUUGCAGUUUUCAAGAGCACCUUAGUGAUUUUUUAUUUUGUGAUAUAAAAGCGUGUAUCAUCGUAGCAUUCACUGUUUCGAGUUGCCAAAAAUGUACUGAUGAAAGUCGGUUAGGGAUAAAACACUGGCGUGUUGUAUAAGUUAAUAAAACAGCGCGGUCCAUAAGUUGGUCUUCUAAACUUCAACGAUCAUCUAUGUCAUUUCUCUCUCAGCAUGUCGCAGAAACUAGACAAAGCCGAUGCACAUAUGUGAUUUAGAUCCCUAUAAUAGGUGUCAUCGUUCUUUAUUGUUUUGGUUUUUAGACUCCGGGCAGCUUCACACCGUCAAGUGCUAUGGGUGGGAUAACACCAGGAGCAACUCCUGGAGGCUUUAAUGCGGCUAGCGCUUUCACUCCUUCCGGAACUACUCCAACAGGUUUACGGGCUAUGGCUAUGGCCACACCAAAUUUCGGGUCUGCUGCCAUAACAAUACCAGGAGCAGGAAUCCCAAUGACUCCCGAACAGUUACAAGUAUAUGCUUGGCAGAAGGAGAUCGAUGAUCGAAACAGACCUCUAACUGAUGAGGAUUUAGAUGAGUUGUUGCCUCCAGGUACGAGUUGUUCGGUUUUACUAAGUUAUUCACUGAAUUUCAACUAUUUCUUUCACCAAUCUUGUGUUAGUUUGAAAAUAUGAACUUAUUUGUUGCAGAUAAAACUUACUAACUUACUGAGUCCAUCAUCUCUACCAUGCCAAGUAUAUUUAAGCAACAUAUAACAAGUUAUCAUAUUUCAGACAAAAAAUAAAGUAAAUGUGAGCUUUUAAAUAGCUAACUGCUACUUUCACACUAUGUUGGGUUUUCUAACAUAAACCUUUAAUUGUUUAUCAUUAGUUAGACGACAGUCCAACGAUUGUUUCUGUUUCUAAACAUCAUUCGCGGUGGCCUACACAUUCCUUAAUUCAUGUUCACUCAUCUCAUACUGUGCAUUCUUCGAUAAACAAUAAUGAACGGUUUAUGACAUGGUAAAAAAUAAGGGGGAGUUCUGUCACCUCUACACUUUCCAACACAUUUUGACUAGAUGGGAUUCUAAAGGUUAUGCGUGUCAUCAUAUGUCUCAGGAUAAAGGCUGUUAGCAUUCGUGCUGUUGUGUUUAUUGUAUUGAGUGUAAAUAAAAUCGCGUUUUUACUCCAACUUUCUCAUUACCUGUUGUUUUUUUAAGGGUUUUGUGAUUUGUUCGCAAUGUCAUCUUUUCGCUCUGUGCGGGGCAUAUUUGGUGGUGCUCCAUUAUAAAAAAUAUUCCUCCCAAAUAAUUAUGCCAAAUAACGACGCCCUUUGUUAGUUGGCGGGUCAGUACUUAAAACAUCCCUACCAUUUUAUUUGGUGCACACUUACAAGUUUGUUUAUAUAUUUGACUUCCUCGAAUGACUGUCUUUAUUUUUACGCCAGUCACCUGCGAUUCCGAUAGAUCGCGGAUUUGUAAUUUCUUUUUAUCGUAUAUGAAGUCAAGACCAAACCUACCCAGUCUGUCGGCUAUUAAUGUUAUUCGUUUCAGCGAGACGUAUCAUUUCAGUUAACUUCACGACCAGGGAUAGUCUCAUGUCCGCAUUUCAUGGAAAAUGAGAUCUUUACUGCUGUUAACUAACCAACAUCAAUAACAAUCAAGUUGUCAUUUUUUCUGCUACAGUUGCACACAUAACUGUUGGGUAAACAAUUUUGUGUAUAAAAUUUAAUAUAUUGAUUCACUUGUCUCCAGGUUAUAAGAUCAUGCCACCGCCCGCCGGUUACGUCCCAAUAAGGACUCCUGCUCAUCGAUUGGUAGCAACACCAACUCCAAUGAUUGGAGGGACUCCAAUGGGCUUUAGAAUCGGCACACCUGAUAUUGGAACAACAGCUGGGUUUGGUAUGAAUGCAACUGGAGGUAAUGCUGCGGCUCUUGGUGACAUGCAACCUAAAGGAGCUAAUUUACCCAUGAUGAGACCUGAUGAUCUACAGUAUUUUGAUAAACUGCUACAAGAUGUCGAUGAGGACACUCUUCCACCCGAGGAGGCACGUGAAAGAAAGAUAAUGACAUUUUUACUCAAGAUAAAAAAUGGUACUCCUCCAAUGCGUAAGUCAGCCCUAAGGCAAAUCACUGAGAAAGCAAGGGAAUUCGGUGCAGGACCUCUGUUCAAACAAAUAUUACCCCUUCUGAUGUCUCCUACAUUAGAAGAUCAAGAACGCCAUUUGUUAGUGAAGGUCAUCGAUCGUAUUUUGUAUAAACUGGACGAUCUUGUCCGCCCUUUUGUGCACAAAAUUUUGGUUGUUAUUGAACCUCUACUUAUUGAUGAAGAUUAUUACGCUCGUGUCGAGGGGCGUGAAAUAAUAUCUAAUCUCGCAAAAGCUGCUGGACUCGCUACUAUGAUUUCUACUAUGCGUCCCGAUAUUGAUAAUAUGGACGAAUAUGUGCGUAAUACAACUGCAAGAGCGUUUGCUGUCGUUGCAUCAGCUCUAGGAAUCCCUAGUUUGUUGCCAUUUUUAAAAGCCGUUUGCAAAUCUAAAAAAUCUUGGCAAGCUAGACAUACUGGCAUCAAGAUUGUUCAACAAAUAUCCAUCCUUAUGGGUUGUGCAAUUCUACCGCAUUUACGGUCUUUAGUGGAAAUUAUUGAACACGGGUUAGUUGAUGAACAACAAAAAGUUCGCACUAUUACAGCAUUAGCUUUGGCCGCUCUUGCUGAAGCAGCUACUCCUUAUGGCAUAGAAUCAUUUGACUCAGUUUUGGAACCUUUGUGGCGUGGUAUAAGAACUCAUCGAGGCAAAGGUUUAGCCGCUUUCCUAAAAGCUAUUGGCUACCUCAUCCCCCUAAUGGAUGCAGAGUAUGCCAAUUAUUAUACCCGUGAAGUUAUGUUAAUUUUAAUCCGUGAGUUUCAGUCUCCUGAUGAAGAAAUGAAAAAAAUUGUUCUUAAAGUAGUCAAGCAGUGCUGUGCAACAGACGGUGUCGAACCUGAUUAUAUUAAGUCGGAAAUUCUACCACCGUUUUUCCGUAGCUUUUGGACACAACGUAUGGCUCUAGAUCGGCGCAAUUACAGACAGCUGGUUGAUACAACUGUGGAAAUAGCAAAUAAAGUCGGUGCAGCUGAUAUCAUCUCUAGAAUUGUAGAUGACCUCAAAGAUGAGUCCGAACCCUAUCGUAAAAUGGUGAUGGAGACUAUCGAAAAAGUUAUGUCUGCACUAGGAAGCACAGAAGUUGAUGCUCGACUUGAAGAGCAAUUAAUCGAUGGUAUAUUAUAUGCUUUCCAGGAACAAAGUACCGAAGACGCUGUCAUGUUGAUUGGUUUUGGAACUAUUGUACAAUCACUUGGUAAACGUGUUAAGCCGUACUUGCCCCAAAUAUGUGGUACAAUCUUAUGGCGUCUUAAUAACAAAUCGGCUAAAGUUCGUCAGCAGGCAGCCGACCUUAUUAGUCGUAUCGCUGGUGUAAUGAAAGUGUGUCAAGAAGAAAAACUAAUGGGUCAUUUGGGUGUAGUUUUAUAUGAAUACCUUGGUGAAGAAUAUCCAGAAGUACUUGGAAGUAUUUUGGGUGCCCUUAAGGCUAUUGUAAAUGUAAUUGGUAUGACCAAAAUGACUCCUCCAAUUAAAGAACUUCUGCCAAGAUUGACACCAAUAUUGAAAAACAGGCAUGAAAAAGUAGAAGAAAACUGUAUCGAUCUUGUUGGACGAAUAGCAGACCGUGGGUCGGAGUAUGUCUCUUCUAGAGAAUGGAUGCGUAUCUGCUUUGAACUCUUGGAAUUAUUAAAAGCACAUAAAAAAUCAAUUCGACGAGCAACUGUCAACACUUUUGGUUAUAUUGCCAAAGCAAUCGGUCCACAUGAUGUUUUAGCGACUCUGUUAAAUAAUUUAAAGGUUCAAGAGCGUCAAAAUCGUGUUUGCACAACUGUUGCCAUUGCUAUUGUUGCAGAGACAUGUAGUCCAUUUACUGUUUUACCUGGUCUUAUGAAUGAAUAUAGGGUCCCUGAACUAAAUGUUCAAAAUGGUGUUUUAAAAUCACUGGCUUUCAUGUUCGAGUAUAUUGGUGAAAUGAGCAAAGACUACAUAUAUGCCGUAACUCCUCUGUUAGAAGAUGCACUAAUGGACCGUGAUCUUGUGCACAGACAAACUGCGAUGACUGCAGUAGCUCAUAUGGCUCUUGGUGUAUAUGGGUUUGGGUGUGAAGAUGCUCUUCUGCAUCUCCUGAACGUCGUUUGGCCUAAUGUCUUGGAAACUUCACCACAUGUCAUUCAGGCUUUCAUGUUUUGCAUUGAAGGUCUCCGUGUUGCACUUGGUCCUAACAAAGUACUUCAGUAUUGUCUUCAAGGCUUAUUCCAUCCUGCUAGGAAAGUGAGAGAUAUGAUGUGGAAAGUGUACAAUACUAUUUACAUUGGUAAUCAAGAUGGCUUAGUUUAUGGUUUCCCACGUAUUCCUGACGAACAAGAUCACACUUAUAUCCGACAUGAAUUGUCUUAUAUUUUGUGAAAAUGUAUUUGUCAGUAUGAUCACAAUCCUAUUUACUUCUUAUUUUCACUCCCAGACUUUUAUGUUUUGUUACUAUUGCAUUCUUGUCCUUCAAAUAAGUUCCUGAUAUCAGGAUCUAUUAACUCCUACGGUUUUACACAUCGUCGUGGUCUUGUAUUUAAACCAAUUUUUUUCGGAUUAAUAAAUCAGUUAAAUUGACU
Molecule: messenger RNA, 6588 nt
Organism: Schistosoma curassoni
Lineage: Eukaryota; Metazoa; Platyhelminthes; Trematoda; Strigeidida; Schistosomatidae
Source: the annotation of a GenBank genome assembly